Messenger RNA from Rotaria sp. Silwood2, 2844 nucleotides. NCBI's taxonomy places the organism in Eukaryota, Metazoa, Rotifera, Eurotatoria, Philodinida, Philodinidae. The record is from the annotation of a GenBank genome assembly.
AUGAGUGGAGGAGAUCCAGUUCGUGAACAAUUUUCUGCCUUACAAAAACAACAAAAAGAACGAUUAACUCAAUUAAAAGAAAAAUCCAAUAAGAAAAAAGUAUCAACUGUUGAUGCCAGUGUUUCAAUGAAUCUUGAAGUGGAUUCAGGUCCAUUUCCAAUUCAAGAGAGUAAUAAUGUCAUCGCUUCUAUUAUUGCUGGUCAACAGGAAAAUCUCAAUGAACAAAUUCGAGAAUUACGUGAUGAAAAUGGUCGUCUUCGAAAACUUCUAGCUGAAAAAGAUUAUGAAGUUGGUUAUUUACGUCGUAUUCAAGAAGAAGAACGUCAAGCAUUUACAGGUGCCAAUACAAUUGGUGGUGAUGCAAUAGCAACUAAAGUUGUUGAAUUAUCAAAAAAGAAUCGAGAAUUAUCUGCUGAAUUAGAAAGUGAAAGAGCAAAAUUAAAAAAAUUAUCAAUUAAAUGUAAAGAACUUGAAUCAAUGAAUAAUAAAACACAAGGAGAUGUACAACGAGCUUCAGUGAAUGCUGAUGAAAAUAAAGCAGAAAAAGAAAUGAAAGAAUUACGUGAUAAACUUAAAGAUUUACAAGCACGUUAUACAGAAGCUAAAUCUCAACUUGAUAUUACAAAACAAGAAUUAAAAAAAGUUCAAAAGGUAAUAUCAAUGAGAUUCAAUCAUAGAAUAAUCAGUCCCUACAGUAAAACCUCUCUGGAUGGGCACCUUAUACUAGAUAGUAGGCGCUAAUUUCUGAUUUCAUGACAAAUAACAACCUAUGCGCAAUGUGAGCAACCUAAUUUCUAUCACUCACAUACAGAACGAAAAAAAAAAUGACGCUAUGUAUUUUGUGUUAUUGACGUGCCGAAAAGUGUAAUUUCAGCACGACAUUAUGAUUAACAAUUAUGGGACACACAGGAAAAGGAAAUCAACUUGUCAUGCAUAUUUAACAACAAAGCAAUAUUAGACAAAAGCAACAGUACUUGAUGUAACAUCUUGUCGUUUUUGUCCUAAUAAUAUAAAAUUAUGUCAAUGUGUUUUGAUUUACAUCUGAUUGAAUAGCUUUCGAUAACGAACACCUCCUGAAAGUGGCCACUGUGUCGCUGGACCCGAAUGGUGCCCAUAUUAGAAAAGUUUUACUGUUUUUUAAUUUUCUUCAAGUGAAUCAUGAUGAUUAAAAUCGAAUAAUUUAUUCCGUCGAAAAAAAAGAAGACUUUUGAUUGGCUAAGAUAUCGUAAAGUGUAGUUCGAUUGCAAUAAUUAAAAUAGUUUUUGUUUUGUGUUCAUUGGGAAUUUCCGAAGUCGUCCUUGAAUAUAAGUUUAAUCAACUUCGAGUCAUAAUGGAGCUUUGUUUAAAUGAUAAAUUACUUUUGAGAUAAGAUUUAUUUCAAUAUAUAGCUCCUAUUAAUACUGGAAAAAGACAAAACAAGGAUUCUUACUCAUUAUAAAGUUCUCAACGAAAUUCAUUCAUUGUGAAAGUAUCAGGUUUUUUAACUUUUCUUUUCUGACAAAUAAAUACGAGAACAAAGUUCACUUUUUUUUUUUUGCAUAACAUAAUUUUCAAAAUUGGUAUCUAAGGAAAAUCGCACUCAUUCACAACGAUGCACAUCAAUUUUUCUAAACGUUUUCUUAUCUCAAUGGAUACUACUUAAAACUUAGUUGUUCAAUGCUAAAAUCAAAUUAACGAAAACUGUACAAUGUUUCGCGUUUUUCUCAAACGAGCUUUUUUUUAAUGAAAAACAAAAAGUUCAGAAAUAUUUCCAUUUCUCUGACCUACUACGUCCCGUCGAGCUGAAACUUUUUUAACAGAUAUAAUACACUGUUUGAGGUGAGUACUUGUGUUUUUUUUCAAAAAGUAUUGCACAAAUAAUUUUUUAUUGGUUCUUACAAAAAAAUCUGUAGUCAAACAAAAUAGACUUUUUUUCUAAUGAUGUCUUCAAUAUUUUGACUUUUUUAUUGGAAGGCCAAAAAAAUAAAAACAUACCCAUCCCAAACAAUGUUUAGUGUCUGCGAAAAGAAAACUUUCAGCUUGAUCGAAUACAACAUCCGAAAUGACAUCGUUCACUCAACCAUUACUUAGUCAUAAAAUGACCACUACCGUCCUAUUGAUACAUCCAUGGAUAGUCAAUCACAAGAUACACAUAGUUCUCGGAAGAUUAUUUUCGUCUAUAGAACUUUGUAGAGUUCAUUGUACUGAUUAUUUUGAUUAAAAAAAUAUUCAAAUUUCCUCAAUAAAUCAUAAUUGAUUUAGUAAUUUUGAUAUAUUUAUUUUUACCAAAAUGAUCAGCACAAUGAGCUCUACACAAUUCUACAGACAAAUAAAAGCCUUCUAAGAACCAUGUGUUUUUCUUUGCGUUUGACUGUCUAUGGAAGUAUCUAUCAAUUGAUACGACUCACAAGCAGUUUCUCGUUAGUAGAUAGUAACCAUUCUGUCUAUUUUCGAAUAGAAAAAAAAAUGCAAUUGAUAAUUUUUCAUCUUUAAUUAAACAAUAAAAUUUAGUUCAGAUUAAUUUUGAAAUUAUAUUUACAAAUAGAGAAUGACUCGAAAAUCAUUUUACCCAAAAAAAACAACUCUUUGCCAUCGAAUAUACAGUACUGGACAAAAAUAUAAGAACACUUUAUUUUUGAUUUUUUUCUACGAUGCUAAAUAGCUAGCUCAAAUCCAAAUAGUGAUUCUGAAAGCCAAUGAAGUUUCCAAUUUAAUGCACUCUACAGCAGAGUUUCAUGAGUGAAUCACAGUCGAAAGAUUUCCAGAAAACUAAAAACCGUGUUUUUCAAGUCCUAUAAGACGUUGCUGAAACAAGUUUUUGACUAUAGCAAUGUUGAAGAUCCGAAAAUUUUGAAGAAAAUGAUG